This is a messenger RNA of Trypanosoma grayi, 1194 nucleotides long. RefSeq names its product putative ras-related protein rab. The transcript has a single exon. Gene Ontology annotation, molecular function: GTPase activity. Gene Ontology annotation, cellular component: trans-Golgi network; melanosome; endomembrane system. The annotation marks the transcript as partial. Lineage: Eukaryota; Euglenozoa; Kinetoplastea; Trypanosomatida; Trypanosomatidae. Gene Ontology annotation, biological process: melanosome organization; intracellular protein transport. The record is from RefSeq and is a predicted model, not a curated record.
AUGCUGCGACGAUCCAAGUCGUUGCCGCUUUCCUCCACGAGCGCCGCCACCCCCACUACUGCUGCGGCUACCGAUACGCUGUCAAGCCGAGGCAGCAGUGUGGCGCGGGAGCUCGACAUCAAGGUGGUGUGCGUCGGCGCGGCCAACACUGGCAAGACAACGUUCCUCCGGUACUGGGAGACAGGCGAGUGCCCUCUGCAUCUCUCGACGACGAUUCAGAUGGAGUUUCACCGGCGCGAAAUGUCCAUUGCGGUGCCUCCGAGCGCCUACUUCGAACCCAACAGUUGCACUGAAACAACAGAAACGACUACUACAAUGGCCUCUCCGCCAUGUGAUGAGGGCACCGCGCCCAAAGGAGAUGAGGCGUGUACUGUUGGCGCUCUACCAGUGCCAUUCACGGAGAGUGUGGCGGUGGAGGGCAACAGCAGCAGCGGCGGUGGCGGUGGCGGUGGCAGCAGGAGCAGCACGGGUGAGUUUACGUUCCGUCGCCGUCGCUCACCGACGCCGGUUGGUCUCUCCUCCAACGCCCUGGCGGGGAGCAGCAGCUAUGCAGUGCUGCAGAACCCCUUUGGCGACGAGUACGCCAUCACUCCCCCGCGCCUCCCCGCCUUUUACCCGGCAGCAAUGGCCGGCAGAAGCGGCAGCACCCGUAGCAGCAGCAGGACGACAGGCGGCGGGGAGGAGGGGGAAAUAGAGUGGCCACUGACACACGUGCCAGCGAUUGUGAAGGUGUGGGACAUCCAAGGACAGGAGAGCACAAAGAAGAUGACACGCAUCUUCUACACGGGUGCCAUGGCAGUGAUCAUUUUUUGCGAGAUGAGUAGCAAUAUCGAAAGCCUCACGAGCGCUCUCUCGUGGAAGAGUGAUGUGGCGCAGAAGAUCUUCGUCCCACAGGGGGGGAAGCCGCGGCGCAGCAGCAGCAGCAGCGGUGCCUCCAAAUGCCAGCAGCAACAGCAAGAGAAAGGGGACGGGGAGGGGGAUGCAAAUCCACCGUGUUGGCUUGUUGUUAACAAGUAUGACCUCCUCGCGGGUCUCCCGUCACCACCAUCGUGGGCCUCUCACGCGGCGCUCGACGAGGUUUGCGCGCGCCACGGCUUCGCGGGUUGGUCGUACGCUGCGGGGCGGCGAGGCGUCAACGUGGAGGCGGUUGUGCGCGCCGUCAUUGCCGCCGCCGUGGAGCGUUUCCCGCAGCAG